Numida meleagris (helmeted guineafowl) is the source of this 9348-nucleotide messenger RNA. RefSeq names its product ALMS1, centrosome and basal body associated protein (gene ALMS1). Lineage: Eukaryota; Metazoa; Chordata; Aves; Galliformes; Numididae. Gene Ontology annotation, biological process: regulation of centriole replication. The transcript has 20 exons. The record is from RefSeq and is a predicted model, not a curated record. Gene Ontology annotation, cellular component: centriole; centrosome; cytosol. Bases 265 to 8907 code for a protein of 2880 amino acids.
GGGUGCUGUGUUGGGGGCAGUGCGGCGGCGGGCGGCUAUGGAGCCGGGGGAGGAGGACGAGGAGGAGGAGCGGGUUCCUAAAAGCUCACUCCACAGCUUCACCUUGGAGCUCUGAAGGGCCUCUGAGGUCUCGCAGCCAAAUGGCAACCAGUGGUGGAUGUCACACUGCUUCUUGCAAGCAUUCCCUGGGAAGACUCACGUGUUGCUACAGGAUUCAGUCUUACCUGGAAAAUUAAUAGGAACUAAACGCACGGAAGCAGUCAUAUGAGUAGGUGUGACGUGGUAAAGGCAAGUCCAGCUUCAACAAACCCUAUUGCAACAACUCCGCCACGCCGCAGCUGGAGGGAGGAAUCCUUAAGCCAGAGCAGCAGUGAAACCCAGGUCUCUGCUGCCAGUGGGAUCUCCCUGGGAGAAGCAAUACGUCAGAAAACGGCUGCACACCAGGAAAUGGAAUCAUGGUAUCAGCUUCCAGCAGAAGUGGAUGCCAGCCGUUUAACUGCUGCCUCAGAGACAAAGCUUGAUAGAAAUGACCUGACAGAGUUCCCUACGCUGGAGGAAGGAGUGUUGUCUUCAGCAGAAACAUCGAGGAGGCAGUAUCCUGAAGACCCAGUGCAUGGCUUACUGCUGGAUAUUCAGGACAGUCAGUUGUCUCCCUGUCUUCCAUUGCUGACGUAUUCAACGCCAGGCCAAAGGAUUUUGGAUGAGACACUUUUCCAGCAAUCAGAAAGGGAUUUCAUUCAUCUGAGAGGAGUCCCUGAUGUUUCUGGUGCUUCUGAGCAGCAUUCAAAGCCUUUGCACAUCCCAGAAGCUGUGUGGCUGACAGAUGUUGAAACACCCUCUGAUGCCCCCAGUGAGUGCUGUACCUUGUCCCAGCAUCCUCUUUCAUUCAGGCAGGCAGAACCUUGUGAUGCCAGCUAUUUGUCUCAGCAAGCCUCUCAUUUUUCUGGACAACUACUUACGAACAAGGAGGCAAAUAAAGAGUGUAAAAAUGAUACUAAUGAGAAGGCAUCGAUCCCCCAGAUGGAUGACAAAGCAAACUCUGUUUCAAGGAUGUUGCUAAUCCAGGCAAAUAGAAUGAACCAAAUGGAAGCUUCACUUGCAAAGCAAACAGAUGCUACUUCUGUAGAAGACGGAUGUUUCACUUGCGAUAACAAUGUGCUGGCUCCAGUUCUUGAGGUUUCAGAGAAAGGAAAAGAGUUAUUGAGGCAUGAUGAGUUCUCGUCUUCUGAAAACUCCUCUUGUAAAACAGCCCUGACAAAGAACUCAGGAAGAAGUGGCAGAGAGAUGCAAAUGGAAAAGGUAACAAUGGCUGAGAGUGAGUCAGAAGGGUGCCUGAGACAUGUAGAGAGGCUGGAAAAAGAAAAAGUUCCUGAGCUUGGUUCUUCUAAUGUGUUAUCUGAUGAUUUGAAGAAAGACAACUGUGAAAACUCAGGUGCACAGGAUGUGUUUUUUGCAAAGACUUCAGAAAUAGCCAGAGAGUCCAAGGAGCACCGAGUGGAUUUGAAUGACUUCGGAAGCCUGAAGUUUGUAGCUGUUACUAGUGAACUCCAGGGAGCUUCUGUAGGUCAGGAGGAGAAGCAAAAUUUGAGAGAGGAGUUGAGCCCAAUUGUGCCAAGCACCAGUGAUAGUGCACCUAAACAACUAGUCAUGACUGACGUGGAAUCUCCUUCUUGCAGUGAGAAUGCCCAAGGAGAAGUAGAGCCCGGAGUUCGCAAGGCUGAAUUAACUAUUUCAGAUGCUUCCAUAGAAAGGGGACAUAAAGUUACAGACAUUUCCCCUUCACUUAAUCUCAUCGUAGAUGAUGUCUCGUUCUUUAGACACUUCUCUCAUCCAAGCUAUCAGUCUACUCCAGGGAUACUUUUAAACAAAAAUGUCAAGACAGAACUUGGUGCUCAUGUGGUCAAAUCGGAUGUUCAAGUCUCUCCUUUAUGCUUAAAUGAAGGCAAUUCUGGGAACUCACCUACCAGCACGCCUACAUCUGUUGAGAAGCAGCAUUCUCUCCAGUGUGCCCAGAAGGAAAACAGCGAACGCUUUGACUCCUUAAAUCUAAAGUAUCCUCACACUGGAAGAAUUCAGUCGCUCCCAUCACUUAAUUUCAUGGAGAAGGUGGGCACUUGGAAUAUGAGCCAGGCAGACAAUAUAUCUGAUGUGCUAGCUUCAUCUGACCAGAGUGUAAUUUUGCAUAGAAAGAAAGCCUACAGUGCAAUUGCCAGAUCUGCAAAUAGUAUUUUGUCAGUGCAAAGCAGCAGCAGAAACCCCAAAGAUUAUGUUGCUGCUCCUUCUGGAGAGACGCAUUCCCUGGAAAAUCUUCAUUUUCAUAAUAAAAUCUCAGAGCGUGUCCACCCUCUUAUUAGAUCUCGGUCUGACAACUCAGUGAACGUCACAAGCAAGAACAACUCCCAAAGUGACAUUCAGCCAGUUAAUCCAGAAGCAAUGCAGCCUUUAGGAGAAAGAAGUCAUGUUUCAGGAGUGCCUGAAAAUAGAUUAGGAGGCUCCUUGAUACACGAGCUUACAACUGAGAUUGCUUCUGGGUCUAUUGAUGAAGGUGCUGAAGGUAGCAGUGUGGGACAGAAUUCAGAUCCAAAUGCUUUCAUUUCUAGUGAAAGAGUUGCUCAGCUCCUUAGAGAGGAUGGAAACUCUCCAACCGAUGACCAGAAAAAUAGCUAUGGUCUUGAAAAUCAAAGAGUGCCUCAUCACCUAGAUAUUCCUACCGGUCAUGUCGGCAUGGACAGUGUUGGUGAUAUUUCCCCAGAUAGUCUGAAUCUUCCUGCUCAUUCUGGGGAAAGGAACCACGAGGGAUUGGGCUCCGCAGGGUGUUCUUCAGUAGUUGCCAGGCACUUCUUCACUGGUGCAGAAGGUGACAGCUUCAUCUCUUCUGGAGCAACCACUUCUUUGGAAACUCCAAAGAAAGAAGAACUUAAUAUUGAGGAAAGGAUCCCGAUCUACCUUCACAACCUUGGCAUUGACCAGUCACCUGGAACUAUACUGACUCCAUUUGUACCCCGAGGACCAAUUAGGGAAGUUGAAUUUUCCCCUUCAGACCUCAGAACGCUGAAGGACUCCACUGACACGAUGACAAGGACCAUUCAGCAGCCACAAGGUGAAUCACUGGCAGCAGUUGACAUUAUCCAAACCAGUUUCAACUCUGGCACUUCCACCGUCAGUAUUUCUAUUCCAAUGAAUUCAGAAACUGAUUCUGGUACUUUGUCACCCAGAGACCUCUCUCCCUGCUUCUCGAUACCUUUCGGAGAAAAACCCCUGAGUCAGUGCGUUAUGUCGUGCCACCAAGUGGAGGUAACUGCUCCUCUUUCCACACAACAGGAGACAAAAUGUUCAGCUCUCUCCAAACUAGCUGAGCCAACCAGUCUGCAGGCGCUGGCUUCACCUGAUUGCCUUUCUAACAGAGAGGGUCCCGUGCUCGUUGCAAAAAAUGUUCAGGAUCUGCUAGCUAAAAAGGAAUCGAAAGAUGGGAGCGGCAGCUCACAGAGGUGGACUGCCAGUUCUUUGGCUGGAGCUAAAGAUGAAAAGGAGAGAGGAUCACAAACUUCAAGUGCAGGUAGCGAGAAAAAUAAGAGUCAGGAAAGUGAUUCUCUGAUGGGAUCUGGUGCACUGCAAGAGAUACGUAAACUUUUGGCAGAAGCAGAGAACAUAGCUGGCAGCUGGCGUGACCCUGUCUUUUCCAGUGCAUCUUCUAGAGAAACUGGUGAGUCUUCCCCAGUGCUGAAUGAGAAGGAUAAUGGCACCAAGGAUUCCGAGUUAGUGAAAGGCAGCAUCCCUCAGUUUCAGAAGAUGGUGUCAUCAGCUGAGAGUAUGAACCGAAGAAGUAUCCAAGAGGAAGCAGUAAUAAAGCCUCUGGAUUCUUGCAAAGACAAUUUCAAAUGGGAACGUUCUUUCGAUGUCAGUUUGUGCAGUCGUGAAGAUGUGAUGGAGAUGACUGGAGAGUUCAGGACAGGAAAAUCUGUAGGAAGGUCUGAGCCAGAAGGCUGUAGCAGCGUAACUACAGACAGAAAUCAACCUGCUGUUGUGACUUUUGCUCGAAGCAACGCGAGUAGUGAACUCAGCACUGAAAGACCUUCAGAGUUGGGGAAUCCUUCUCCAUCAGAGCCUCUAGGAAGUGUCACCAGUGUCCCAGGAAGCUUCCGGAACAAGUUAUCUAAAGCUAAUGUAGCUGUAAGCACGGCAGAAGGCAUGCGAGAAAGCAGUGGCAGUAGCAGUGGAGAUUCAUUAGCUGCCCGUGUCAAAAGCCUUCUGGGGAAUCCUUCUUUGAUGCCUCGGGGCAGCUCUGCUGAUAUCUCAGGAGGCUUCCAGAGCAUGUUGUCAAAAACAAGUGCAGCUGAAAGCAAAGCAAGAGGUCUGCAAGAGAGCGAUGGCAGAAGCAGUGGGGAUUCAGUAACUGCUCGUGUCAAAAGCCUUCUGGGGAGUCCUUCUUCAGAGACUCUAAGCAACACCACUGGUGUCCCAGGAGGCUUCCAGAGCGUGUUGUCAAAAACAAGUGCAGCUGGAAGCAAGGCAGGAGGCGUGCAAGAGAGUGAUGCAAGUAGCAGUGGAGACUCUCUAGCUGCCCGUGUCCAAAGCCUUCUGAGAAAUGGAUCCCCUCUAAUGCCUGCAACGCAAAUUCUGAAGAGUGCAGAUGAAGAGGAGAGGAAAGCACGAGCAUGGGUGAAACUAAAGCUGUCCAGCCGAUCUCAGGAAGCUGCGUCGGACUUGAAUGAAGAGGACCGACAAAGGAUAGAGGAAAUAAAGGCAGAACUGCUUCUGAGUGCCAAGAAAUCUGGACGAGCCAAGGGUACACGGAGUUACAGUUCGGAAGCUGCUUCUGCGUAUAGCUGUAACCAGGAACAGGACAAAGAGCAUUUCAAAGCUUCAGGUGACAGAAGAUUUCAUUCUGACAGCCAAACACAAGCCUUCAGGACUAAGGAGCUUUUAGAGCCAAGCUUCCAACACAUUGUGCCAUCGUGUAGAGCUGAACCUUCGGAUCGUUGUCUACUGAAAGAUACCCAGCUUCAAUCCUUAAGUGCUGCUGAAACACUUGCCUGCAGCCAACAUCAGGCUGUUGCAAGUAGCUGUUCUGACCGUGUUGCUGGCCUUCAUCCGCCACUGCAGAGGGAACGGAUGAGCUUUGCAGCUGCCUCUGAUGCACAAACAGAAAAAGUCCCUUCACCAGCACAGAGGAAGCUGUCUUUUCCCAAGUGUUCUGAAGAGAUGUCUAAGCAAAUCACAUCCAUCACCUUUUCAUCCCGAAAGCGUUUUCAGUCACCGCUGACUUCCGUGGUACUCGAUGGCAUUUUUAGUGGAGAUGAUCUUGAUGAGAUAGUGCCUUUGGAGAUAGAUUCAGCUACUGCUGAGGAACAGAGCCAUGGCAAACAGCAUUGGGAAAGAUCUGAGACCUGUCCUCCUCCAAGUCCGGCUCUCGCUGGCUCACGAUCUAAUGAGAUUGCAUUUACUGCUGACAAAGACAGGUUUCAUGAUGUCUCUGCUGACAGUAACAGAGCUGAAGCUUAUCAAGAAACAGACUGUUUGUCAGAUCGGGAGUCUGGAACCGUCUAUGCUGAUGAGAGACAGACCCCUAGUGCAAAAAAUCUCGACGUUCCGUCUCAAGAUGUGACUGAAUUGGGCAGGCAUAGUGCCAGACUCCUGGGGUGUGACUCCAAUAGGAGAUCCAGUCAAGGUACGGAGGGGCUUCAUGAACCCCAUUCUAUCAAUUCUUAUCAGCAGGAGAAAAGCAGCCCUACUGGCCACGUCCAAUUGUUAGAAAGCUUAGAAGGUUCUGAUCCAGCCAUGCAGACUGAUUUGCCCAAGGACCACGGUAAGCUGUUGGAAGAGAAAUGUCCUUCUGAUGCAAUGCCUCUCAUUCAGAAAGAAGUUUCUGGAGAGCAAAUUGGUUUGUCUCAGCAUUCAUCUCCAGAUGAGAUUUUAUCCACUGUAUCUCCAUCAUCACCAGUUAAGAAAGUACUGUCUUGCGUCCAUAUAACUCUUUCCCCAAAAUGUAACAACUCAGAGCUGCGUAGGGACUUGAAUACUGAAAAUGAGAUGACACUGGGGGAUAAACUUGAAGUUAAUUCUCAACCAGUGCCUUUAAAAACUCCAGAAACUUUAUCAGAAGCUGUUCCUAAAUUACUCACUGCUGACCUAAUUCCAGAAGAUCGGAGUUGCUCAUCUUCCACAGUGCCUUCAGCAGACCCCUGCCCAGUGUCUUCUUCUGUUCCAAGCACAGCAGGGCAAGAGCUGCCUUUGCAUGGCAGUGAGAAACUGCAGGCCAUGAGUUCAGGGGGUUGUAGUCUGAAGAAUAUCUGCAGCUGCAUAGUUCCUGCAAAAACUAGGAAAAGCACUUCUGAUGCUACCACUCAGAUAACAACAGAAAGCCCUGGAAAAACAACCUUUUCAGCAGAGAUCUAUGUUAAUUCACAAGACAGUGAAAGUUCUACCCACCAAUCUUCUCUCCAGAAAGCAAAAGAACUUCCCCACAAUACAACUUCAUCUCUUAACAGAACAACUUCUUUCCCAAGGCAGGGUGCAGGUCAGCCAUUACUGCUGCCGUAUAAACCUUCUGGAAGUGCCGGGAUGUAUUAUGUUCCCUAUCUAAAAGCAGGAGCCAGAAUUUCUGCACUUGGAUCAGAAACCAGUGGAUCAAAUGAUGCACUUGCCUCAGGGCUUCCAGCAAAUGUGCUUGGUGUACAGGGUGGUAAGCCUCCAGACAGAACAGCUGUCAAGCAUAAAGAAGGAGUCUACAAUAAGAGGGCCAAGCCCAAGCUUGCCUGGGCUGAAGAGCAAAUGAUAGCACAGGAGGGUGUCCCAGAAGGCACUCAGCAUUUAAAGUCGGUGAAAACCACUCACUCGGUCUUCAAGUCUGCACAGUUCUACCUCCAUCAUCCAGUGCCCAUGUGCGAGAACUACCUCUUGUCCAACAGUGAGCUCUCGGAGGACUGUUCUGCUGUGGGACACACUAGAACUUCCUCAAGUGCUGUCGUCCAGAAUCGGAAGAAGGCUCAUCGACAUAGACACGUUCUCUCUGCCCACCAUAAGAAAGAUGGUGAACAUGAAUUCUUCCCGCUCACUGCAGAAGCAGAUUAUAGCAAGAAUGAGGAUCUAAAUGUUUCGUUAUUCAACGAUGUACCAACAUCAGAGGAGGAGACGCUUCAACGGGGUGGAGGAGAAGCAGAACAAAGGGCAGCUCGUAGCCAAACCAGCCACCUUCGUGAGAAUGUGGAGAAGGACCUGCCCCUGAGACAGAGAACGCACUCUGCUGGCAGCUUAGAUGAGCUCUGGGUUAAGUUUUUGGAGCGCCAGAAGAGGAACCAGCAGCAUGAUUGUCGGCGUAACGGUGAGCUGAGCCUUGUGGAACGCCUCGAUCGGUUGGCCAGGCUCCUUCAGAACCCCAUUAAGUAUACACUGAUAGCAGCAAAGUCAGAAAGGAAUGCUUCUGAAAAAACAAGUGAGGUAAAAGAGCAGGAGGAAAUAAGACUGCCGGAGAAGAGCAUGUGUGAAAGUACCUUGGAGCCUCAUGCAGUAGGUGUGAAAGAGAGACCACGUAUCAACCGCCAUGAAAGAAGCUUUGUUGAGCUUAGGAAAAAUAGGUCAGGAGAGAAAGCUACCUGCCACACAAAUGGAAUUUCAGAGCGCCAGCGGUAUUUGGAAACUUCUAGUGACACUUCCUCAGAGAGAAGGCUCAGUAAAGAUCUUUGCACCACAAUCAGUUCCACCAUCUCAGAAUCAGAUGUGGUAACCCAAACAGACAUAGAAACUACAACUCAGACUGAGGCGAGCAGUUCCGUUUCCACCAUCGACACUGCCAGACUGGUCAGGGCUUUUGGGCACGAAAGGGUGCAGGUGUCACCAAGACUCUCUCAGCUUUAUUGUACCAUCCGGCAGCAGAAAAGCAGAUCUGAAAAGUGGGACGAGGAAAGCAGUGGAGCGAGGGGUGUAGAACAUCCAAAGGUUGCUUCUGAGAGACACAGGAAACCGAAAGAGACCAAGAAGGCAGUCUUUCUUUCGUUGGAUCCAACUUCAACAAGCAGCGGUUCCUGGGGACCAAGCUCAGCUCUCAGUAACAAGCGACGCGCGCGGAUGUUAAACAAAGGUAUCCAAGCAGGAGACUUGGAGAUUGUGAACAGCGCAACGAAGAAAAACACUCGAGAUGUUGGUGUGACUUUUCCUACCCCAAGAUCUGUCCAGCCAAAUCAACGGCUGCGGGAUCCCUGGCAUCGUGUCGAUGGUAUUUUUGGAGAGUCAGAUGGUAUGGUCACAGAUCACCAGGCAGCAGGAAGCAAGGGGAUUUCGUGGUUUGUCCAAGCAGAGGAUUUGAAGUUUGAAUCUAGGAAAGAAAACUGUUCCAAUUCCAUUCCUGGUCCCGGUCCAUCUUGGUUUGAGCCCUUGACUAGCACAAAGCCCUGGAGAGAGCCUCUGAGAGAGAAGAACUUUCAAGAGCAGCAGUGCAGCAAGGUGACUCAGCCUGCAGUUCUACAAAGAGAUGCUGAGACCAGGCCCACUCGGCCAUUUGUGAAGCUUACGCUGCAGGAGGCUCUUGCCGUGCGUCGCCCUGAUUUCAUCUCCCGCUCUGGCGAGCGCGUGAAGCACCUGAAGCUGGUAAUGGAGGAGAGGAGAAUACAGAGCGUGCUGCAGGCCGAACGGGAAGAGCUUUUCAAUCCUCCAGAGAAAAGGAAGGGCUACAGGAAUGCAAGUCACGUGCUGUCUGACAGAGGUUAUCUGAUGAAAGAAAAGAGAAGAGCAAUUCCAAAGAGUGAAAUGGUUCAAAGAUCUAAACGGAUCUAUGAGCAGCUGCCAGAGGUGCAGAAGAAGCGAGAGGAAGCAAAAAGAAAAUCCGAGUACAACUCAUACCGCCUGAAAGCACAGCUGUACAAAAUGAAAAUCACCAACCGCGUCUUAGGGAGGAAGGUACCCUGGAACUGAUAAGGAUCUCCUCUUCAAAUAAAGGCAUGCUGUGCCUAGCAAACUUGCAGAGAGAUCGAUGUGAAAGAGAUAAGGCAGCAAAUACUGUGCAACGAACGCUUCGUGGAAUUCAAUUACAUCUUUUUGUACUAAUACAAUCUUGCCAUAUUUAUAAGAUACAAAAAGGGUCAAUGAUUUGAUGCAAAUGAUGGGCUUUUAAAUACAUGCUGGCUGUAUGUAGUGGUGUUGUGCACAGUAAAUAUAGUUUUUGGGAAGUACUUGGCUCAUAUAAUAUAUUUAUAAUUACGUGUUUGAAAUAGCAAUUUUAUAUUUCAAAUAGUUUUUAUCAGGGAUUGAUUUUUAUUUUUUUUAAUUUCCUAUCUCGAUGUAGAAAACUUACUUUGUACUGGAAAAAAAAAAACAACCCAAACCGUAAAUAAAUAACAAAACAAUUUGCAGCAA